Molecule: messenger RNA, 3812 nt
Organism: Panicum virgatum (switchgrass)
Lineage: Eukaryota; Viridiplantae; Streptophyta; Magnoliopsida; Poales; Poaceae
Product: pentatricopeptide repeat-containing protein At5g50280, chloroplastic-like
Exons: 3
Coding region: 683-2902 (739 amino acids)
Molecular function (GO): protein binding
Source: RefSeq, a predicted model, not a curated record
CUACUUCCUCCGUCUAAAAAAGAAUACAAAUUUCAAUUCCCAAAAAGUCAAACAAUUUCAAAUUUAUAUAAAAGUUAUUAAUAUUUGUAUCUCCAAAUAGAUUUCGUAUGAAAAUAUAUUAUAUGAUUAGUCUAAUAAUACUUAGUUUGUAAUAUAAAAAUUAAAACUAUUUCAUAUAAAUUUCGUUAAAUUUAAAAUUUUUGACUUCUCAAUAAGAGAUUUGCGUUCUUUUCGGAAUGGAGGGACCUGGAUCAGUAGCCGUCCAUCCAUUCGAUUGACGACCAGGUUCCUCCUCUUCCUCGAAAUCCUAUCCUCCUCCGCCAUCCUCCCAGGCGCGCACGCGCGCUGCUCGCCCGCCGGCCGCCGCCGCCGGGGCGAUCUUCCAGGGCCUAGAGCUCGCACCCGCCCCAGCCCCUCCACCGACCUCAGCCAUCUCAUUUUCCAACUCCGGUGAGCUUCUUCAUCACGCAUUCGCCCCCGCCCUCCUUCCUCUUCUCCGGCCGCACCCGCCGCCUGCUCCCCCCGUGUCCCGGAGUUGUCGUCCGAAUGGCGGCGUGGCAGGAGAGGGCCUUGCGGCGUUGCCUCCUCGUGCCGCUAUAACUGUUUAUCCUUCCUGCGGAGCCGUUGGUCGCCCCUCGUCGUGCGCUCGCCCUGGUCCUUUGCCAGUUGCCACUCGCCGGAGAUGGCGCUGCAGGCCCAGCAGCUGCCCUCCUUCUCCUUCUCCUUCUCCUUCACCCCUCCGACUCUCCGGACCUUCCACCCUAGCCGCCCCCUCAAAUAUGCGCCGUCCUCCAGAUGCUUCCUUCACUCCCACUCCCAAUUCCACACCCCGCGGCCGCGAAGGUACCCAGUCGCCUGCCCUCCGCAUCUUUUCUUGCAAGGACAGGGAAACGAAGGCGACGACGACGGGGAGGAGUCGGUGGAAAGCUGGGGUGGACCUGCUAGCCCCUUCCGAGAUGAUACUGAUGGGGAGGGCGGCGACGCCUCGGAGGACGAAGACGAGCUUCAAGAAUCCGACGAGGAUGAGGAUGAGAAGGAAGGCGGAGAGGGAUUGGGCGAGUGGGACCCGCCUGUCAGUCCCUUUCGAACGCAGCGCGAGGAAACGCACUACCAAGAAGAAGAGGGAGAGGACGAUGCAGAAGGAUGCCAGUGGUUGGACCCGACCUCCUUCUUACCAAGCCAAGAAGGGGUGAGCGGCGUUUGCAGAAGCACCAGCAUGGCAACCAUGGAAGCAAUCCUCACCUUUGCCAGGAGCCCGGCAGCGGCGGGAGACUCAGCAUUCACCGAAUUCUUGUCCGGUUACAGCCACGAGGACCUCAGCGAGGGGGCCUGCGUGGAAUUGAUGAGGAGGAUGUCUGAAGAGGGGCUGGCAUUGGGCUGUGUCCACCUGUUCCAGUGGUUGCGGGGGAAGCAGCCGGUGCUGGUGUCACCACAGGUGUGGCUGGCAGGUAUUGUUGCGCUUGGGCGGUGCCAGAUGGCUGAUGAGGUCUUGGAGAUUGUGGCAAGAUUGCCUCCUGCGAGGGAGUUCCGCGAGGCAGUUGUUUACAAUGCCGCUAUAUCUGCUGUUGCCUACUGCGAGAGAUAUGAUGGUGCCUGGAAAAUUUUUGAGCUCAUGGAAAAGAACAAUAUCCAACCUGAUCACAGGACAUCCUCAAUCAUGCUUAAUAUUAUGAAGAAUACUAAGGCAUCUGCUAAGGAUGCAUGGGAGUUUUUCCAACGGAUGAACAGAAAAGGAGUUAACUGGAGCUUGGAUGUUGCUGCUGCUUUGGUCAAUAUCUUUUGUUGUGAGGGGCUCAGAAAGGAAGUUUUAAUCAUCCAGUCAGAAAUGGAGAAGAGAGGAAUUGCAUCAAACACAAGCAUAUAUAACAUGUUAAUGACGGCAUUCUGCAAAUCUAACCAAAUUGAAGAAGCUGAGGGGCUCUUUGUUGAGAUGAAAGAAAAAGGUUUGCAACCAACAAUAACAACUUAUAAUAUCCUUAUGGAUGCUUACAGUAGGAGAUUGCAGCCAGAAGUUGUUGAAUUGUUACUUCUGGAGAUGCAAGAUUUGAGUUUAAUUCCAAAUGCUGGAUCAUACAAUUGUCUCAUAAGAGCCUAUGGUCGGCAAAAGAAAAUGAGUGAAAAGGCUGAAGAUGCUUUCUUGAGGAUGAAAGCACAUGGCAUUAAGCCAUUAUCUUCUUCAUACACUGCACUACUUUGUGCAUAUGCAGUUAAUGGACUACAUGAAAAAGCUCAUACCAUGUAUAUGGAUAUGAAAAGUGAAGGACUUAAACCUACGUUAGAAACAUAUACAGCUUUAAUUGACACUCUUAGGAGAGCUGGUGACACAGAGAAGCUAAUGGAGACAUGGAAAAAUAUGAUUGAUGAAAAGGUUGGUGGAACAAGAGUCAUAUUCCACAUGAUACUUGAUUGUUUAGCAAAACAUGGGUUAUACCAUCAGGCAAGGGAUGUUAUAUAUGAAUUUGGAAAGAUUGGUUUAAAGCCUACUGUUAUGACAUACAACAUUUUGAUGAAUGCUUAUGGCAGAGGGGGGCAGCAUUACAAAUUGCCCCAACUCCUGAAAGAGAUGGCUGCUCUUGAACUAAAACCAGACUCCAUUACAUAUUGUACAAUGAUAUAUGCAUAUGCCCGUGUUCGCGACUUUUCGAGGGCAUUCUAUUACCACAAGAAGAUGGUUCGAAGUGGGCAAAUACCUGAUCCUAGGUCGUACAGAAAACUGUUGAACACUUUGGAUGUGAAGGCUGCAAGAAAGAAUAUAAAGGAUAAGAGUGCAAUACAAGGGAUCAUAAAAGGCAAGGCUGGCUUAAAGCCUAGGAAGGAAAAGAAAGACGAGUUUUGGAAGAACAGAAGAAAGCGGUCUAUGCUGAACUCAACUUAUGGACACCAAAGAAAAAGAUUUUUGUGAAUUUACCUUCGGUGUACAUUCAAUUGUGUUCAAGAUUUACAUCCUAUUUCAUGGUCCCUGCAUUUUCGCUCUUGAAAGUUGAAAUGUUAAGUUGGAGCCUGUGCUAUAGAUAUGCAUUUUCCUUUUCUGCUCUCAGUAACCUGAAUCAACUUUAAGGGUUUGUCUUUGAACAUGAUUGGCCUUGAAAACCAUUCAGGUUCUUAUAGAGAACUAUGGAGAGGAUGUCUACAAAUCAAAGACAAGCGGAAUCUACAGUCUGAAUGCAAUGCUGCUACCUCCUCUCAUUGAAACGAAAAAAGGUGCAAGUUUGCUACACAGGAAUUUCACUCGUAGAAAUAAAAUUGUUAUGCUUCAGAAUUUGGAGCUAAGAGCACCAGUGCAUUGGUUUCAGACUUCAGAGAACAACAGGAAUACUCUAGCGUAUAGUGUUUCUGAUGGUUCUGCAGUUUCCUUGACAGCUGGCGUCAAAAAGAGUUUCCUUGACAGCUCCAACUGUCAGUAAUAUCUGCAAAACGGAGGCAAAGAAAAACAAUAAAGUUGAAAGAGCAAUAAAGUUGAAAGAGUAUGAAGCGCAGUUCUCUUGUGUGUUCGAGAAAAAAAAGAGUAUGAAGCGUCAUCUUGAAAAACAGGUUGACCGAAAAAUGCUUCAGUAACUGCAGAAAUGACCUGGCAACUGUGUAUUCAGUAACAAGGAAAGACAAGCACUUUGAUCCUUGGAGUUGAGCAUUCCCUUCUGCAACAGUAAUAACUUGCCAAAAUAUUAAAUAUCUCCCUUCUGCAACUGAUCUCAUUCUGACAAAAAACCAGGGCCAAUAGUAGGACAUUCAGUGGUUCGCCACUCUUAAAAUGUAUUCCAACGUGAAUUGGCUUGACCUUCAGUGAUCUUUUUGGGCUUUCUUUUUUGAACACA